AUGGGCAUCAAUGCUUACUUCGCAUACCAAGUCGUGGGCUACCACGGCAGUGGCUCUGUGCCGUACAAUCUGGCUCUUACUGCUGUGUUUGUCGAGGGCUUCAUCUUUAUGUUCUUGUCCCUCGUCGGGAUGCGGCAGUGGCUAGUCAAGAUAAUCCCCGUGUCUCUGAAGAUUGCAAGCGCCUGUGGUAUUGGAUUCUUCCUCUCGGAGAUUGGACUAGGUCACUCUGCAGGUAUCGGUGCGAUAUCAGGUGCCAAAACUACGCCCCUUCAGAUUGCGGGAUGCUCGGAAGCCUACAGGGAUGAGAACGGUCGAGGAACAUCAUUCACCUACUUUCCCAACACCGAGCAGGGCGACGACCGCUGGAAGUUCUUUAAGAAGGUUGUGGACUUCCACCCCAUCACAACCCUCAAUGUCCUGGAUUGGAACAUUUCGAGUGCCCCAUCACAGUUCGUACUCGCACUCUUUACGUUUCUUUAUGUCGAUAUCAUCGAUUGCACGGCCACACUCUAUAGUAUGGCGCGUUUCUCCGGGGUCGUUGACCCGGACACUGGAGAUUUCCCCAGAUCUACGCUCGCCUAUUGCACGGAUGCGUUGUGCAUCUCCGUCGGUUCUCUCCUUGGCGUUUCUCCUGUCACAGCUUUCAUCGAGUCGGGAGCUGGCAUUGCCGAAGGUGGAAAGACAGGCUUGACAGCCAUGACCUGCGGUAUCUGCUUCUUCGUUUCUAUGUUCUUCGCUCCGAUCUUCGCAUCAAUUCCUCCAUGGGCCACUGGUUGCACUUUGAUCUUGGUCGGCUGUUUGAUGAUGCGCCAGAUCGUCAUGAUCAAUUGGCGAUACAUUGGCGAUGCUGUUCCAGCCUUCGUUACUGUCAUGUUCAUCCCGUUAGGCUACAGCGCUGCGUACGGCUUGAUUGCCGGGCUUCUGGUGUACACAGUCUUAAACGGAUUGAUCUACAUCACUAAGAUCAUUAGCCGUGGACACCUUGUUCCCGACGAUGAGGACCACCGCGAGUACUGGACAAUCAAACCCCACGGCAGACUUCCUUGGUUCCUCACAGCCAGUCAGGCCAUCGUUUCCCGUUUCGGGCACGGAAGUACCCAUGACCUCAAGCAGGACAGCGCGUCACUCAAAAGCGGGACCUCUCAGGAACGGUUCCGCAGCCGAUCGCAGGACACGAAUCGCGAGCUCGACACCGUUAUCGUGAUGCCCAGGGAUCCUCAGGACGAAAAGGUUUUCCGUAAGAUCUAG
This is a messenger RNA of Didymosphaeria variabile, 1248 nucleotides long. RefSeq lists its product as uncharacterized. Bases 1 to 1248 code for a protein of 415 amino acids. The transcript is spliced from 4 exons. The record is from RefSeq and is a predicted model, not a curated record. Gene Ontology annotation, molecular function: purine nucleobase transmembrane transporter activity. Gene Ontology annotation, biological process: transmembrane transport. Gene Ontology annotation, cellular component: plasma membrane. NCBI's taxonomy places the organism in Eukaryota, Fungi, Ascomycota, Dothideomycetes, Pleosporales, Didymosphaeriaceae.